GGCCCUUCCUGCGGUGUUAUUGAGUGAUUUUCGACCUUGAACCUUGCCUGCUUGCCUGGGGGCCAUGCGGCUUCUUCGGAGUCUCGGCUCUUGCAGUAGCAGCAACUGACUUUUGACAUUCCCGUCAGAGCGACGGUCGAGCGCAACCUUCCAGCCUUCCGCCCCUCAUCGCUCGACCUCCCCGUUGCACUCCAUUCCAGAGCAGUGCGGCAGUUCAAAUCCACGACAGACACGACAUGCCAAAUGGUCUGUCUGUCUGCUGUCUGCUGACUACCUGUCUCUCUCUCUCUCUCUCUCUCCCCCCUGUGCUUCGAGUCCACCGAUUUCUUGAUUGAAAUACGGUCAACGGGCCACCGCAUCACGACAUCACGACGACAGGUUCAAUCCGCCGUGAUUGACCGACGCGACAAGAAUUAAUUCUUCCAACAUACCGACUGUCCACGCCGUCGAAUACACACCUGCACGACAAAACGAUGCCCGUCUUCGACGCCAGGGACAUCUUGUCCUUCGAUCGCGGCGACAACGACACGGACACGGUCAUUGCGGGCAUCCACUUCAACCUGACGGCUCUCCAGCAUUGGAACUUCACCCUCUACUCCAAUGGCACCCUGUCCAACGGCUCCCGGUGCCUGCUGACCUCGGGUCCCUAUGGCGACUUCACGCCCAAAUAUGUCUUCCCCAACGGCACGUUCCUCAACACCACCUCGUGCUACUCGCCUAUCAAGCCCAUCUCCACCAGGGGCUUCAUCAGCAUCGGCCUGGCUGUCGUCUUCGGCCUGGCCCUGAUCUUCACCCUCAUCUGCCUCCGCAGGCACGGCCGCAUGUACCUCCCCACCGAGAAGCGGUUCAGGCCCGUCGGCAGGAGGUGGCAGUGGUACUGGAUGAUCGCAAUGUGCGCCACCGGCUUCAUCAGCCUCGUCACCAACAUCGACGUCGACCGCUACUUCCUGCCCGAGAUCCCCAUCGUCCUCACCUCCUUCUUCUGGUUCCUCAUGAACCUGUGCACGAUGGCCUGCGUCUGGGAGGCAGUCCGCCACUGGGGCAGCUGGCAGGAGAGGCAGUUUAUCGACCCGGACCCCUUCCGCCUCAAGAUGGACGACAAGAGGGCAAAGUUCGAGUUCUGGGUGCCCCUCUUCUUCUACCUCUGGUGGUGGCUCGACUUCUUCAUGGGCAUCCCUCGCAACUGGGGCAGCCUCGAACUGCAGCGCUACCCCGAGCAGACCCGCCUCCGUGCCGCCCCCGGCGCCACCGACAACAGGCUCAAGGCCGCCGCCUUCCUGCUGCUCAUGUGCUGGCUGACCACCGUCUACUACCUCCGCCACUCGAUCAAACACUACAAGGAGCGCAACAGGGGCAUCUUCAACCGGGCUGUCGGCUUUGUCAAGUUCACCCCUUACCGCUUCAUGCUCAUCCUCCCCCUCGCCCUGUCCGUCGUCGCCUACCAGGCACUCAGCGCCUGGGAGUUCCAGUACUCGGUCAUGGACAUCAGAGGCGACAACGUCUCCACCUUUGUCGGCGGGUACGCCCCGGCCCUGUUGAUCAUGCUCGUCCAGAUCGUCGCCGGCUUCCUCAACCCCAACGAGGACAGGGAGCUCAUCCGCCAGCGCCGGAUCCGCGGGGCCGCCGCCGACCACGAGCUCGGCGUCGUGCGGAAGCCCGCCUGGUGGAGGCGUGCCAACGGCGAGGUGCACGACGGCGAGACCAUGCGCGAGCGCAUCGCGAGGAACGUGCGCGAGGUCGGCGGCGGCCGCGCCACGGCCAAGAAUAUUGACGAGAUGCACGAGGUCCGCACCAGGGAAGCAGGGUCCGCCAGCGCCCCGGCAGACGUCGAGGCCGGUCAGGUCCGACGGACGGCGUCCAACGCUGGCGGCGGUGGUGCUGUCGGCGCAGCAGCACGGCCGACCCCGGGCGGCGGCGUCACGACCUACUCGGGCAGCAACAACGACCGCCGCCGGACAGAACAGGCCAUGCAGGCCGUGGCAGGCCUGCUGUUCCCCAGCGCCGGCAACCCGCAGGGCUUUGUCGACCGCGUGAGCUACAUCUCGGCGGACGGCCCGCCCCCGCCUUACCCGGAGCCCCAAGCCCAGCCCAAGCCCCAGCAGCCACCGCAGCACCAGGAGGAGGCGGAGCGGGGCCGGCAGCGCAGUGACGAUUCGAUCCGGGCCACCGCCGCCGAGAGGAGCACGAGCGCGAACACGAGCAACUCCCUCGCGUCGCCGCCGCAGCAGAUCAAGAGCAUGUUGGAUGUAUAGCGUGCCCGUUGGGUGGCACGCGUGCAUGCAUGCGUGUAUCUAGGCACGCAUGAUGCUGCCUCGCAUGCCCUGCCCGUUCCGUUCUGAAAUGCUCCUCCCGCCUUUGUUUGUCCGUUGGUUUAUUAUUUAUUAUGAGACAUGAGGAUAUACUCGCGCAAAUGAACACUAUGUAUGGGCUGGGAUAAAAUUACAAACAAACACUCUUUUAUAAUCAUUAGCAUAUUGCUUGGAGAUGGCACCCCUCCCAAGUCUGGCGUUGUUGGCGGGUCUCGCUCGAUAUUUUAUGGAUGGGGUAGCUUGCGGGUGAGGCCGAUGGACAGGCACGACACUCCUUUGUGGGUGAAGGGGGGGGGUGGCGAGGUAUUGUAUAUAGACUUGGUAAUUGUUGUAGUUAAGAUUUAAUUGUGGUUCGGACUUGGGCCAACGAA
This is a messenger RNA of Diaporthe batatas, 2680 nucleotides long. RefSeq lists its product as uncharacterized. The transcript has a single exon. The record is from RefSeq and is a predicted model, not a curated record. NCBI's taxonomy places the organism in Eukaryota, Fungi, Ascomycota, Sordariomycetes, Diaporthales, Diaporthaceae. Bases 474 to 2252 code for a protein of 592 amino acids.